UGGCAGUUGAAGAAGUUCUUUUUUAUUAUUUCCAGACCAGGGCUGAGUCUUCUGUCCAGAAACAGCAGUUGUGGUAAGUUUAGCAUCCUGACAAAAAAGAUAAAUAAAGGUCAGAGUGCUGCAGAAGAGAACCAAGAAUGGGUACCGAACCUGGUGCGGUCCAAAUAGUGACCGUUAAUAAGGAGGAUCACUCUUUUGGCUUGGACACAGAAGCACUUGAGCGGAUACUGCUAGCGCCUAAGGUCCGAGACAUGGACGUGGUGGUGUUGUCUGUUGCCGGAGCCUUUCGAAAGGGCAAGAGUUUCCUCCUGGACUUCAUGCUUCGAUACAUGUAUAGGAAGUCCAGUGAGGACUGGCUUGGGCGGGAGGAUGAGCCCCUGACUGGAUUCUCUUGGAGAGGCGGCUCAGAACCAGAGACCACUGGCAUCCAGCUGUGGAGUGAAGUCUUCAUCGUGAGGAAAAGCAAUGGCAGAGAGGUGGCAGUGUUGCUUAUGGACACCCAGGGAGCCUUUGAUCACCAGUCCACCGUGAAAGACUGUGCUACAAUCUUUGCCCUCAGUACCAUGACCAGCUCGAUACAGAUUUAUAACUUAUCACAGAAUAUUCAAGAAGACGACCUACAGCAGCUUCAGCUGUUUACAGAGUAUGGCAGGCUGGCAAUGGAUGAAAUCUUUUUAAAGCCUUUUCAGUCACUCAUGUUUCUGAUCAGAGACUGGAGCUUCCCCUACGAGUAUGACUAUGGAUUGAAAGGAGGCAGUGAAUUCUUGGAUAAACGGCUUCAGGUGAAGAAUUCUCAGCAUGAGGAGCUGCAAACAGUGAGACAGCACAUUCAUUCCUGCUUCACCUCCAUCUCCUGCUUCCUGUUACCUCACCCUGGCCUGAAAGUUGCUACAAGCCCUUCCUUCCAGGGCCAACUCUGUGAUGUGGCUCCAGAGUUUAAAAAAGAGCUCUGCAGCCUGAUUCCAACCCUGCUGGAUCCUGACAAACUGGCAGUGAAAGAGAUCAAUGGCAACAAAGUGACCUGCAGGGGCCUGCUAGAGUACUUCAAGUCAUACAUCAAGAUAUACCAAGGAGAAGACCUACCACACCCAAAGUCCAUGCUACUGGCUACAGCAGAAGCUAACAACUUGGCAGCUGUGGCAUCCGCAAAAGACCAGUACUACAAGGAUAUGGAGAAGGUGUGUGGUGGAGACCUUCCCUAUGUAGCGCCUGACUCUCUGGAAGAAAAAAAUAAAUUCUUUUUGCGUGAGUCUCUCCAUCACUUUGCCAGCAUAAAAAAGAUGGGUGGGCAGGACUUCUGCAACCGCUACCAGGCUCAGUUGGAAUCAGAGCUAAAUGAGUUAUGGGAGUCUUUCAGCAAACACAACGAGUCAAAGAAUGUUUUCAGUGCUUUUCGCACACCAGCCGUGCUUUUUGUCCUGGUUUGCCUUCUGUAUGUGCUCUCCGGACUCUUACUUUUCAUUGGCCUGGGCAGUGUUUCCUUUGUGUGUGACUGUAUGCUGGGGCUGGCCAUGAUCGCUAUGCUCACCUGGGCCUUCAUUCGCUACUCUGGCCAGUACCGAAGUGUCGGCUCUGCCAUAGACCAGGGUGCUGGAGUGUUACUGGAGCAGGCUACAGGCAUGCUGAACAAGACAAGAGGCCAGGUGGUUACACAAGAGAAGAAAUCAAGAUAGCUUUUCAGACAAAUCCAAGAUUCCAGAAUGAGAUGCAAACUGCACAUAUUUUGACACCAAAUAUUGGUAACACACUUCUCUAAACAUGGCACUUAAACUUGGCUUCUUCUACAGCUUCUCAUUAAAAGGUGCAAUCAGUGUGUUUUAGCAUAGCAAACAGGAUGCCAGAUUUGAUCUGCUCAAUCCAAACGGAUAAUGAUCUGCUUUUUUUAUAAACAGCUGGGUUUAUUAUCCAUUUUUCUACAUGUUUAAGUUUGUAGUAACAUUUUCUAAGUGGUGCUGUUGCUUGUGGAAAUGUAUUGAUUGUAUCUUUUAAUUGUGAAAACCAUUGUGUUGUUUCUGAACAUCAGCACAAACACAUAAGUACAAAAUCACCUGCCAGCAUAUCAGGCACAAGUGUGGUUUGCCACAAGGGCUUUUCUCCUUAAAGGAGCUGAAAUGAUUAGUUUACAGUGUCUUAUUUUAAUACUACCAAAGACUUUGCCCUUUGUAGUGAGACUCGCAGGCACCUUCAAUGGCAGUUUGGGAUGCUUAGUAUUGUUGUACUGCACUUGUCACAAAAGGCUUUUCCAAAUAUAUAUAUAUAUAUAUAUAUAUAUAUAUAUAUAUAUAUAUAUAUAUAUAUAUAUAUAUAUCCCUGCUCAUCUUUGUACAUGAUUAGCCAUGACUUUAUCAAGACUUGAGCUUAUACUGUGUAAAAAAUGUAACCGCACUACAAUACGUGGCAUUUACAGAGCUUUGUUAUCUUGGCACCAGCAUGGGACCAUGUAUACACAUUCCAUCUUUCUGUCUUACAUGUAUUUUUCUGGGGUUUUUCCCUCUUUUUUCUGUGAUUCUUUUUUUUUUGUAUGGAGUUAGUAUGGCAGUCUCUGCACUGUGUUCAAUAUACCCAUGUAACUCCCAAACAAUAUUCCCCAACAAACCCAAGUAUAAGAUUCCGAUAUCCCUUUUGUGGUUGUGUGUUUGCAGUGUUCUCAUAUUCCUGUGUUUUGGGAACCAUACUUGUCAGAGAAUGUGUGGUCAUUGUAGCAUUGAAAGUUAGAUGAAGGAUUACUUUUUGUUUUGUGUUCACAAAAUCGCAUUUGACCAUAUGUAUGACAUGCUGUCAUUUGGCCAUCACUGAAUAUUUUACAGCCUCGAUAAGCAAUAAUUUCACUAUAAUGUGAAGGCUUGUCUUCUUGAGUUCUGUGUCGCCUCAUUGUAGUUUUCUGGAUCACUCAGGGAUGAUCAGCAGCAUGUCAUAGAUGUGCUGAAAAGUGAUUUAGGUUUUGGAUUUGGGUCUUUAGUACCAUGUCUAUUAGUCUCCAUCUUUCUCUGUUGCUGGUUGAGUUUUAUGAGGGUGAACAGGUCAUGUUCUUCUUUUUUUCUUUUUUUUCUUCCAAAAGGUUAUUUUGUCCGCUUCCCUGUUGUAUUGUUUAUUGUAAUCAGUUUAAACAUCGGGAGCUGGCCGAGUACUGUUAAAGCACAUUCUAAACACAUUCCAAUAUACCUUUGCCUUUAAAUUCAUGAAUGCAUCUUAAUUGAACACUCCUCAGUUCUUGUGGAGUUUACACCUUUAACAACCAAGGAAAUGUUCCAAAAAUGGACUGCUUGCCCAAAAGACAAUAUAUUUAAGAAAAAUAUACAGUUUGUGCACUUGAGAAAGAACAGGGCUGAGAACCUUGUUUUUGUUUGAAUACAAGCAACUCUUAAACCAAAUACAAAGGCGCAGUUAUGGACAAUGAGGAUCCGAGUACUGAUAUCUCGGUCACCUGUCCAUCACUCACAUUUCCCUGAUGUUUUUCCGCACAGAUUCCAUGUCUUUGAAGCCUCAGUUGGGGCCUCUGCUUUGUGUGUUGUACUUCAUUUAUUCUGUCAAUAAAAAGGACAAUGCUUAAACUGCUCUAAUGAUUUGGGGUUUAAUACAUGCACCCCAUUCAUACAGCAUUUUAUUGUUACAUUACCUUAUGCAUUCCAUUAAUAAAGUUACAAGCAUGCCAUA
Colossoma macropomum (tambaqui) is the source of this 3654-nucleotide messenger RNA. RefSeq names its product atlastin 3 (gene atl3). Gene Ontology annotation, biological process: endoplasmic reticulum organization; protein homooligomerization. Lineage: Eukaryota; Metazoa; Chordata; Actinopteri; Characiformes; Serrasalmidae. The transcript is spliced from 14 exons. Gene Ontology annotation, molecular function: GTPase activity; GTP binding. The coding region runs from base 138 to 1673 and encodes 511 amino acids. The record is from RefSeq and is a predicted model, not a curated record.